UGCUUAAUAAAGUGGCAUCCAAAUGUUAUUGUCAUGAUGUUGUGGAGUUAGCAGGUCAUAGGUGACGUGAGGCGUGGAGCUCUAUGAGCUGCAAACUUCUUCAAUGAGCAUAACGCGUGUCGUUAUGGAUAUAUCCACCUCAACAGCAUUACACAAGCAGGGAGUUUUCGAUAUGGAUAGUAACGCCAUUUACAGAUCGUUAUUGGUGAUAGGUCUUCUUGCAGUGAUUAUCGCAGUUUGGAUUGUCAUCAAAAUUCUAAGAGUUAGGAAUAACGAAAUGCGUAUUCGACGAUAUGACAUUCUCCCAGCGAAACAGCUUGUUCUGGAUCAUAUUGAUUCUGAGGACAGUGAUGACGAAUUAUUCGCUCCAGUACGAAGGGAUGAUUCCACCAGACAUCUUAUACCAGAGAACACACUGUAGUGGGCAUACUUUUAGGUAAUAAGUACUUUUAUGCAUAUUCUAUUACAGUUUGUGAUCGUCCUUUCUCGAUCAGAAAUUAUUAGGCUAUUCUCAUCUUUCUUACUUUCAUCGCUCAUUUGUCCAAUAAUAAGUGUAUAUUCAUAUCUUGGCUACCUUUCAUCCUUUAUUUUUCAGUAAUAAAUUCAUAUUCUUUACUGGUCCCAUUAUCUUUAUUUACUUUUUCUCUUCAGUGUUAUGUGAUAUUAAAUGUCAAAUGUGCAUUUGCAUUUCGGUUUUUUGUCACUUUAGUGGUAUUGCGACAAAGCCUAUAUCUCCUUUUUUUUGUAUUUGAUAUAAACAAAUUAUCCUUGUUCUUUUUUAAAUCUAAUGUUAGCAUCAUUAAAUUGGUGAAGAAAUCUACGGAAAGUUGUUUGCGGGCUUCAAUUAUUGUCGUGAUUUAUAAGCAGUUGAUUCUUGUUUCUCUAUAUAAUAAUAUGCU
This is a messenger RNA of Loa loa (African eye worm), 899 nucleotides long. RefSeq lists its product as hypothetical. NCBI's taxonomy places the organism in Eukaryota, Metazoa, Nematoda, Chromadorea, Rhabditida, Onchocercidae. Bases 104 to 421 code for a protein of 105 amino acids. The record is from RefSeq and is a predicted model, not a curated record. The transcript has 3 exons.